Molecule: messenger RNA, 2070 nt
Organism: Cantharellus anzutake
Lineage: Eukaryota; Fungi; Basidiomycota; Agaricomycetes; Cantharellales; Hydnaceae
Exons: 5
Coding region: 1-2070 (689 amino acids)
Biological process (GO): autophagy
Cellular component (GO): Atg1/ULK1 kinase complex
Source: RefSeq, a predicted model, not a curated record
AUGCUGCGAGCGCUUCCAACAUGGAAGUUACAGCGCAAGCUGAGGCGGCGAAGCAACGGAGUCGCACUUCCAUUUGGAGGCUCUGGGCUCAGUAUUGAGAUUCAGGUUGGUGUUGGUCGACCUGUCGUCGUCGACGAUGACUCGGUUGCAGGCUUCGAUGCGCCGCACUCACAACCGCCAGAAAGCCUUGUCACCGAAUCCAUUUCGUUCCCUCCGAUCCCGACCCCUCUUGGCCAUUUUGGACUUCGGACAAUGUAUCGCCUUCAUUCAAACUAUAGCCUCGAAUCCCUCGAAUCAUUACUCUCAUCCCACUUCAUGACUCCCGCGAUUAGCCCUUCAAGUGGUGUACAGCCUACCAAGGUCAAGGUGGACGAUGCACCUGUUCAAUUCACACCUACCAUUACCACUGCCUAUCAGCGCCAGCGUCAAGUGUCAUUGGGAUCCGGUUCUGCUGCGUCUGCCGCAGGCGCCAGAGUAGCACUUCCAUUGCCAUCAUCCAGCAACACGAGCAACACCUCUUUGUCAUCGCGCCCUUUCCCUAGUCGUACCGGCCCAAGCGUGGAUCCCGGGACAGGAACGUCACCCCUUUCCACCGCUCCUGUUCGAACGAAUGUCCCACAUUCGCCCAUUGCGUCCUCUCCACCUUCGGAUAUCGCCCUCAAUCCUUGUCUGUCAUCUGACCACCACUUGCCGGGUGUGGGAAUGAGUGGAACAGGUGGUGUGAGUACUGCGAGUCCUAGGCUUGUGUUUGGUGGCUAUGGGAGGGAUGUUGGGGACCUGCCGUUCGCAGUUGGGUUGGGAAGCGGGAGAACUAGUGGUUCGAUGGAUAGGACGAGGAAAGAGAGCCUAUUGGGAGGUAGUAAUACUGGUGAUCGCGCACAGACGUCCUCGCCUAUUCCAGGGGCCUCAACAGCACGGCGGCCUUCGGUGACAUCUAUUCACCCUUUUAAGUCCGCCACCGUUGCUUCAUCGCCGUCUUCUCAUUCGUUAUCAAUACGCCUCAACUCUCCACUUUCCCCGAACCCAUCAGCUCAGAGCCAAACGCAACAGGGAGGAUUACUGGCUGCCAUAAAUGACAACAAGAAAAAGUUCCCUUCGAUAGGUGGUGGCUCUCCGGAAACCCAUGCUACUUCGGGUGUAUCGUUACCUGUGAUGAUGCCUGCGCCACCAAAGCGCUAUUCAAGCAGUUUCUCGCACAGACAUACGUCCAGCGGCAUGAGUGUUGCUAGUAACGUGGUGCCUGGUGCCGGUGAUGGAGAUGGAGGCUUAGUGAUGGGCGUUGGAGUCCCAAGCAGCCUUGGAAGGUUCAGCAGUGGCACUAACGCGCCAAGCAGUCUCGGGGUGGAGUCGCCUUUCAAGAGGAGAACAGCUUCGGAAACGCUCCUUACUAUGGCCUCUGAAGAUGAUGAGCUUUCGAACUUUGUGAAAGCUAUUGAUACCCGUGCCCCACUCCGGGGCGGCCUUGACUUCGAUGCUACCCUUCCAACAAUGGCCGAGGAGUCGCGACGAUCAUCUCGCUCAAAUCCCCCGUCAUCCGUUUCGCGUCAUCCAGGCUUGGGUGGGGUAUCUGGCCCUCAACGUGGACCUUCUACCGUGACUUCUCGAGCUGACGUGGACGAAACCCUAAGGAGAAUGACUGAGAGUUUCAGAAUGGGAGUAGGUAGUCUCGAGGGUGGCAUGCGAGCAAGGAGACGAAGGACAGAGAGCGCCUCUGCCACCUUUAGUGGGAGUGGUGCCAGUAGCAAUGAGCGUGAGGUGAGGUUUCCCCGACACGGUGGAACUGGGGCUUCAACCCUAACCGAGGAGGGUUCUGCGAGUAGCGUGAGUGGGAGUGCCGGUAUUGGUGCUCUAGGAGGAAGUCAUGGUGGGAGGAGACCAAGUAAUCUUUCGACUUCAUCGCUUUUCACACCGGGGCACACGGGAAGACAAAGUUAUGAGUCUGAUCAGCAGAUUGUAGGAAGGAUGGAGCUGGGCAAUGAUGGGAACCCGCAGGCUCACAUGCAACACCGAAGUCACGCUGAAACAUCGGCUAGACCUAUUACUCGACCAAAUCGGCCUCGUGCGUAUUGA